This is a messenger RNA of Schizophyllum commune H4-8, 375 nucleotides long. RefSeq lists its product as uncharacterized. The transcript has a single exon. The annotation marks the transcript as partial. The record is from RefSeq and is a predicted model, not a curated record. NCBI's taxonomy places the organism in Eukaryota, Fungi, Basidiomycota, Agaricomycetes, Agaricales, Schizophyllaceae.
AUGGAGCCCACGACUCCCCCCUCAUGCGCGGCCGCGAGGGAGCUGCCCUCCACGUACUCAACGGACACGCUGAACCUCCUUCGUUCUGGAUGCGCCAUCACAUCUCAGGAAGCGCGUAUCUUGGAGAGUAACAUGCUCGAAGCCAAAGCGGAGGUGGAAAGCUGCGGUCAAGAGCUCACGCGCUUGGAAGCCAGGAUAGCCGCGCUUCGCGAACGGCGAGCUGAUCUGGAACUGGGCGUGCGCAACGCGAGCGCGCUCCUCGCGCCCAUACGCCGCCUUCCUCCCGAACUCGUUGCUCGAAUUUGCGCGUUCAGCCUUCCGACUGGCUGGUUUACCGAGUGCGUGACAAGGCGCGGGCCGUGGAAGGUGCUGCAG